Messenger RNA from Linum trigynum, 4987 nucleotides. The record is from the annotation of a GenBank genome assembly. Lineage: Eukaryota; Viridiplantae; Streptophyta; Magnoliopsida; Malpighiales; Linaceae.
AGGCCUGGCACGACCCAUAAACUAUUCGUGCUCGUGCCGGGCUGGCCCAUUUAUUUCGUGCCUGUGCGCGUGCUGUGUCGUGCUAGCCCGUGGGCGGCACGGCCUGGUGCCCACGUACAGUCAUGACGUGAGGUUCUACAUCUUCAACCAAAACCCGAAGGGUAUAUGGUUUCUACUAAAACCCUUCUCUUCAAUCAAAGGCCACUAGCAUCGGCCAAAAUCCUUAUCUCUCCCUUCCAACUAUCACCCAUCAUGAACUACCUUGAAGCACUCAUCAUCGGUCAACUCUUGCUAGCUCUUUAAGGUUUCGUAGUGAAGGAGUUCUAAACAAUGUGGGGGUUUUGAUGGCUUGGAUGCCAAGAAACCUCCCUAGAGCAUGUAUUUUGUUUUUUCGUGGCACUCUCUACUUUAUUUACCCCACUUUAUUACCUCUUUUUCGUUUCUCUUUUUUUUAUUCUUUUUGAGGGGGGUACUAGAGAAUAAAAACACUUGCCACCUAAACAUUUAACAACCAAUGCUCACUUUUUUAGGAACUCACUCCAACACUACACUUCAUUUUGCAUUCCUAGCAAGAACCGCACACAAACCACCUAUUUAGAACCUCUAUGGAAACUCAAAGGUGAGAGCUCCGGAACCCACGGGCGACUCAUGUUUAGACACGAAGAAAGGAUUUGGCGGUCGUUCUACUAACACCUUUAAGCUCACACGAAACAAGCUCCUAAAUUGAGAACGACCCACAGAGUCACAUGGCUCAAAGGGGUUGACUAAGGGAUGAUACAUUUCGGGAAAAUCAACGUUUGGGCGUGGACUCAUCCUAUGCCUCCAUCGUACUUGCUAGUGACAACCGUGAUGCUACACACCGUGGUAAGAGGGAACUAUCACACCAAAAGAAACGAUCGGCUCCAAGCUCACAGGCUACCUAGUUACCCAACCAUCUAUUCCAAUUCACAAACAAGAUGCAUGGAAAUUAUAAACAACAAGUGAUCACAUCAAGACAUCCAUUCAUUUAUGCACACCUGAGAACUAAAAUUUUGCCCUAUCCUAAUGAACUUCUCAGUCAUCAUCAUAGGAUAUACUUGAUCACAUGCAACAAUUCAAGAUCAAUGCCAUAAACACGAGAAUUUCCCACCAUCCGGCCACUUUGAUCAUGCAAACAUUGAUUGGAGCCCUCAAAUUUUGAAUUUUGGGCAUACAAAAGGCUCCAAGCAAAAUCUCACUCACACAAUCAUACUAGUAGACUACCCCCCCCCCCCCCAUCCCCCCACACUUAAACUCUGCAUUUCCCUCAAUGGCGUAAGAAAGGGGUAGAGUGAUGUUACCGCUUGGGCUUGGUGAGUCAAGGUAGGAAUCUAACCGGGGUAGGACAAUUUGAGCUUCAAUGAGAGACAACAAAAAACACACACAGACACAAUAUGACUCGCUCUUGGCGAGGUUAUUACAAGCACAAUACGUAUUAGUAGUUUAUGUCACACACACAGAUAACAAAAACAAAAAAAAAAACAAGUUGGGUUAUGAUGACUCGAUAUUUGCACAUGUUUCCCCCUUUGUUUCUUGAUCGUUUAAGCUUGCAUUAUCGCUUCUUUGGCCUAUUUUACGCUAGUUUGUGUUCCUUUGUCACAUUUUAGGUCCUAGCACAUAAAGUGAAGCGUAGGCGCAAGUUUCAAGUCAAUCGGAGAUCAUUUGCCGACUCGGGGGAAGAAACUUGGGUAUAACUUGAAGAAGAAUGGAUUUAUACCUCAGAUUGUGACCAUAUAAUCAUGUGAUCUUGUCAUGAGAAUAAAGAGGACGAGACUACGAGCAUCGGGGAUCAAACAGCACCUGAUUUGGAGUCCGAACGAGGGAGAAACGAAGAAUCAAAGUUAGGGGAAAAUUGGUUUCGGGCUUCUAUGAGAAACAGAAGGGGGCCUUGUCGUAAUGCUCAAAUCCCCAGUAGGGGAUUCUUGGCCUUGACCGGGGAUUUUCCCCUGUCUCCCGACGGUGCGUUUCAACAAUCCCCAAUCACCACCUAAAAUACCCGGCCGGGUAUAAUGAUCGGAGAUCGCGAACGCAGGCUGUUAAAAGCCUGUUUUGUGCGUUUUUGCAAGGGAGAGCUGGGUUUUGGAUCCCAAACACCCAAGGGAAGAACCAAAGAGAGAGAGGGCGAUUUGAGGGCAUUCUUGGAGUGGAAGUGGAGGAUUUCUUUGCCUUGGAAGCUCGAGGAAUAAGCCCGGACUUGAAGAAUGAUCAUCUGAAGAUUCUUACUGCAGUCUCUCUCUUCUCUAUGGAGUAACUUCCCUUCACUUAGGUUUUGAGGAACCCUAGCUAUGUUUGUUUGAUUGGAUGAUUGUAUGAGUACUCUGACUUGAUAACCAUGAGUUCAUAUUCAAUCUAUGCAUGUUUUCAUGAUUCAAUUCUGCUUUAGUCGAGAUUAUUGAUUCUGCUUUGAUCCUAUGAGAGCGAAUGCCUGAUUAGGUCAAUAGAGCACCAUAGAUUGAUAGUAUUGGAUCGAUUGCUUUAGUUGAGGGUUGGUUCACUGCUUUGUAUCGAUUGAGAACCUCAUUCGAUAGAGGGAAUCUAGUUCAGAACGCCUUGAUCGGUUGUUCUAGAGAAGGAUACGUCCCUCUAGGCAAUUGACUCAAGAGGGCCUUGUUCCUUUAGUCGAGACUCAAGGUCUAGUCAAGGAUUCUCCGCAUUGUGAAUGAAAUUGAAACAAGUUAGAAAUCAUCAAUCGUUAAUCUGGCUAGUGGCUAGGGGGAAUCAUACCUAAGUGAGUUCCCAACCUGUAAUUAGAUUAACUUUAACUGUAGUUUGCUAGAGUAUUUUUAGUUCUUUCAUCUUAAUCUGGUUUGCUAAAUAAUAAACUGAAGCUGAGUAAUAGUAACUCUAGAGACCCGUGGAUUCGAUAUUUAUCACUUGAGCCACUAUACUGCAGUCCCUUUCAUCGGUUACACUUGGCCUUUGUUAGGAGUUGUGUCAUAGCGAGUCAAGUUUUUGGCGCCGUUGGCGGGGACUUUCUAGAGUAUUAGGAAAGGGAGAAGUUUGUUACUUUAGCGUUUUUAUUUUUUUUUAUUUUCCACCCUUGUUUUUCACUUUGGUGUUUUUGUUUCUAUUGGUUCAGAUUUGAAUCAUGGAUCCUCAUGGCUUCUCCAAUCAUUAGGGGUAUCCACCACCAUCCGAGUGGUAUUACCCCGAGACUCCCUGGAGCAAUCAAGGAGGAGAAGACUAUGGAUUCGGGUUCCAGUACCAACCCCCUUACUACGGAGAACAACCGGACCCCUGGGCAUAUCAAGAUCAACCUCAUUACCAAGAAUAAUUUCUCCCACAACCAGAAGGGCCAUCGGCGCUAGAGUUACCCAUGGCGGCCUUCACGGGCCAUUCUACAGAGCCAUGCUACACUCCACAGUCAGAUCCAAACUAUGAAUUGAGGCUUCUCGUGGAGCAGUAUGCUCGCAAGAUGGACCUCCUUUUCUCAUCUGUUGCUCCUCCUAACUCUUCAUCCCUCCGUGAAUCGGAUGAGACUGUUUCGCACUCAUCAAAGCAACCAGAGCGGGUUGAGCAAGUUUGUGCACAACUUGCUCAAGAUCACCCGUCUGCUACCAUACUAGAAGAGGAGGAGGAAGAAGAAGGCUACAAGGACAUUGUGGAGAAAACAGAGAUUAUCACGGAGAGCUCCCGUGAAGAUCAUGAUCAAGAAUGUCAUGUCGUAGCCGACCACCCCUUCCCACAUCCCACACCGAGCUUUGAAGAGGCGGGCAUGAGUGAGGAGAUGCAAGAAGAUCUCAUGAAAGAAAUUGCUUGGCAACUUGCUCUCCAAUCCGUGCUAGAAGAAGAAGAGCAAGAAAGGGCGCAGAAAGAAGUUGUGGAGGAUGAUGAAAGUGAAGCAGGAGGAGUUCUUGAUCAUUUCCCUGGGGUGAUACCACAUGUAGAAGAAAGGGAGGUUGAAGAAGCAAUUGGCGUCCAGGCUGAGGACGAAGUUGAGGUGGAAGAGGCUUGCACCGGCUAUGAGUUACUUGUGAUUUCUCCACCAAAUUUCGAGGAGCUGCUUGGCAAGGACCCAUUGCAGUGUCUCUUUGCCAGACCAAGGCCACAUCGACAUCGGUUCCUCUUGGUGGACGCGAUGGUGGUCAAUCGAUGUUGUCAUAUAUGGUUUGGGGAAAUGAGACGAGAGAAGAGAAGAAGAGGUCUCGAGGGUGGAGACGUUAUCUGCAUCAAGUGCACGAGCUUCCAUCACCUGUCAUACCACUUGCUUGUGACUUGAGACUCCACCUCAUCGACGAGAACCUCAACUUCAAGGAGGUUUUGGGGUGGACCGAAACUUAGGAGCCAUCGUCCGGCUCAUGACGUGAAAGAAGCGCUUGUUGGGAGGCAACCCAACCAGUCGAUUUGCAUUUCUUUCCCUAUUUCUCUUCGGUUGAGUCAGUUUUUUUCUUUGAUUUUAGAGUCAAUAACUCAACCUUUGUGAGAUUUUAUGUGGUGUUUGUGUUCUGACUACUCUCUCCUCCUGGAAUGCACCGCCUGCCCCGUCCACCAUCAUUCACCCUUGAUAUGGUAACUUCGUUCUACCCUCCUUAUCUUUCCUCCAUUAAGGACAAUGUCGUGCUUAAGUGUGGGGGGAUGUUCAAUUAUGUAUGCAGGUGAAUGUUUGGCUGUUUGUGUGCUUGGAGCCUAGUCCACUGUCCAAAAUUUUUAAUUUGAGGGCUCCAAGUACGUGUUUCCUUGCAAAUUGCCUACUUAGUAUGCUUUGAAUUGACAGUCUCUAUAGUAAUGUGCAACCUAGGGAGGUAGUGUAGCACUAUGGAGGAUGUUGAAGUAUAAGAUUUUUCCUAUCUAGCUCUCUGCUGUGCCAGUUGAUUUUGUGAAUUAGUGGAGCUAAGACCGUUGAAUUCAUGUGGUAAUGGUGACUCUGAUUGGAUUGUGUUAGGGACUAGUGUAUCGAACAUGGUGCUCAUGUGAAAAAUGAAAUAUAGUUGGUCCUCCAUGUCAAAAUCAUUAAAUCAUAACCAUGGGG